Molecule: messenger RNA, 456 nt
Organism: Hibiscus syriacus
Lineage: Eukaryota; Viridiplantae; Streptophyta; Magnoliopsida; Malvales; Malvaceae
Product: 60S ribosomal protein L32-1-like
Exons: 3
Coding region: 30-431 (133 amino acids)
Biological process (GO): translation
Cellular component (GO): cytosolic large ribosomal subunit; ribosome
Molecular function (GO): structural constituent of ribosome
Source: RefSeq, a predicted model, not a curated record
UUGUUUGAUUCAUUCGUUAAUAGGAAGAAAUGGCUGUCCCUUUGCUAUCGAAGAAGAUUGUGAAGAAGCGUGUUAAGAAGUUCAAGAGGCCUCAGAGUGACCGCAAGAUCUCUGUCAAGACAAACUGGCGAAGGCCUAAGGGUAUUGACUCCCGUGUUAGGAGGAAGUUUAAGGGAUGCACUUUGAUGCCUAACAUCGGUUAUGGCUCAGACAAGAAGACUCGCCACUAUCUUCCCAACGGGUUUAAGAAAUUUGUUGUGCACAAUGUCCAAGAGCUGGAGCUUCUGAUGAUGCACAACAGGACAUACUGUGCUGAGAUAGCCCAUGAUGUUUCAACAAAGAAGAGGAAGGAAAUCGUCGAACGAGCAGCUCAGUUGGAUGUUGUUGUUACCAACAAAUUGGCUAGGUUGCGCAGCCAGGAGGACGAGUGAGUAUUAAUUUUGCUCUCUUUCGUAU